Messenger RNA from Myripristis murdjan (pinecone soldierfish), 2484 nucleotides. RefSeq names its product calpain-1 catalytic subunit-like. Gene Ontology annotation, molecular function: calcium-dependent cysteine-type endopeptidase activity. The record is from RefSeq and is a predicted model, not a curated record. Gene Ontology annotation, cellular component: cytoplasm. NCBI's taxonomy places the organism in Eukaryota, Metazoa, Chordata, Actinopteri, Holocentriformes, Holocentridae. The coding region runs from base 378 to 1880 and encodes 500 amino acids. The transcript is spliced from 15 exons. Gene Ontology annotation, biological process: proteolysis.
AUGCAUCGUCCUCGGCUCCAGCGCUCCCUCAUGCCCCCGGACCCUCCGGCCUUGGCCCCGAACGCACCGCAGGACCCCGGGAAAAAGACUCGCGGACGCUCGGCAGGAGCAGGCUGAGGGAGGAGAAAGUGGGCCAGAGGCCAGCAGCAGGGAUGGACAUGAAGGGUCUUCACAGCAGAAAGAGCAGGGUGAGAGAGGAGACAGUAGACCAGAGGCCAACAGGGAUGAUUAUGCAGGGUCACAGUUUUGCAUGAGGGAGUGAUUAUCUGCCAAAAACGUAUAAAAACAAGGGUCUCAGUUCUGCUAAGCUGCACUUGUAGAGUACAGUGUAUCAGCUGCAAGGACUCUCUUUACAGGCACUACCAUUAUUUCGCAAAAUGCCUUCCACUUGUGUUACGAUGGUAAAUUCCCUUUAUGAACCUGGUGGUGUAGGCAGCCCUUCCAACCCAGAGAAAUUUCAAGGCCAAGACUAUGAGCAACUCAAGGAAUCUCUUCUCAGCAAGGGGGAAUUAUUUACGGAUGAUGCUUUCCCAGCAAAUCUUGAUUCUCUGGGCGAAAUAGAGGGUCUAACUGCUGAGCAGUUGACAGAGGUGGAGUGGCAUAGACCCGGGGAACUGGGAAAUGUUGAUCCUUCCUUUGUUGUUGAUGGGGCUUCAAGGUUUGACUUCAAACAAGGAGAUAUUGGCAACUGCUGGCUUCUUUCAUCUUUUGGCUCGCUGACACUUCGGAAAUCAUUAAUGGCACAAGUGGUGCCUUUAGACCAGAACUUCAAGGAUGGCUAUGCUGGAAUAUUUCACUUCAGGUUCUGGAGAUUUGGAAAGUGGGUGGAUGUUGUCGUCGAUGAUCUGCUGCCGACACGCAACAUGCUGCCAGUGUCAGUUUCCUCCAGAUCUGGGACUGAGUUCUGGGCCCCCCUGCUGGAGAAAGCUUAUGCCAAGGUGUGUGGCUCCUAUGGAGACAUGAUUGCUGGAAAUCCAUCGGAGGCCUUCAUGGAUUUCAGCGGCAGGGUGCACAUGACCUACAAACUCACCGAGCAGCCCAGUGACCUGUGGGACGUGAUGACCAGAGCCACCAAGGCCAAAACUAUGAUGGGAUGUGCCACGUAUGGACAGGAGAAAGGAAAACCAGGAGAAGAGGCUGGUCUGGUGAGCGGGCAUAUCUACGCUGUGACAGGAGUCAAACAGGUUUUGAGUAAAGGGGCGAAGGUGAAUCUGGUGAGAAUCUGGAACCCGUGGGGUGAGAAGGAGUGGAAUGGAGACUGGAGCGACAAAUCAGAGUUGUGGGAAACUGUUAGCUCUGACGUCCGUGACCAGUGCCUCAAAGUGCGCAAUGAUGGAGAAUUCUGGAUGACUCUUGAGGAUUACUGUGUCUAUUAUGAAGACAUGGCCAUCUGUUGUGACAGCCCCAACUUCCUGGAUGAUGAUGCUGCCUGCCAGUGGAAGUGCUCAAUGAAGGAAGGUUGUUGGGAAGCAGGGAAAACUGCUGCAGGCUCUGACAGAACUUCAGAGGAGUUUUGGAAAAAUCCCCAGUUCCGCAUCAGAGUGAAGGCAGUGGAAGGAGAGAGCCAAGGAAGCAAGAACAUCUUAGUGUCUCUCAUGCAGAAAUCUGAUGAAGAAAAGCGCAGCAAAGUGAAAUAUCACGCCAUUGGCUUCAUGAUCUAUGAGGUUCCACCAGAGGCACCAAAGGGGCAGCUCACCGCUUCACUGAUGGGAGACGGCUCCCCUCUUGAAGUCAGUACGUUCUAUUAUAAGAGGGAGAUCGUUGAGCUCCACAGCUUGCAGCCAGGAGAGUAUGUGAUCAUUCCCUGCACAUUCAAACCCGAGAAGACUUCAAGCUUCAUCCUCACAAUUUACUCCAAGGCAGAGGCCGAGCUGGAGUGAAGACAAAAUUACCUGCAAUACAGCCAAACUGAAAAUAAUCCGCAUUCUCUUCUUUUGCAUGUGCUAUGAUAAUGGUUGUAAACCCAAAAAAAUGGAGUUGUGCUUUGGUUAUGCAAGCAAGCUUACUGUAAAAGGGAACUGUGCCUCGGGGCUUCUGAUUGGAGUACAUGUCGUCUUUCCUGUUCAUCUUCACCGCAUGCAAAAAUUAAAUACUCAGGGUAGCCGGAUGAAAAAUUAGAAUUAUGCAUGUCUUGUUGAAUUGCAAUCACUGCUUCGCCUACUCUGUACCUCUACUCAUAAUUCACAUAAUUAAAAUAUAUGGUUUUAAACUUUCUUUUGCUUUGUGAGGCCUGUCAAGACAAAUAUAUGUCUACAUGAUGAAAGCUGUCUUUGUGAAUGCGCAGAACGUCAGACUGAGACACCAAUUUUCCCUUUUUGUCCUUACUUGGUUAUCUGAUGAAGUGUACAGAUCACAAACAUUCAUUACUUCCUUACUUCAUUUAUUGCUAGUAUUAGAAAUGUUUCCUUUUAUAGCCUGAAAUCAUCUUCAACAUCACUAAUGAACUUUCCCCUCCAGCCGCUCACAUAACACACCCAGUAGCCU